AUGAGCCCAUCUUGUGAGAAUUGGGGCGAAUGGAACGGCUGGGCAAGUUGGCAUGGGCAAACCUGGGACGCCAGUCCGGUCUCGCGAGACCAGCGAGAAAGUGGACAAUCUCCCUGGUCGCACCAUCCCGCGGAAAAUUACACUGACGAAGACACAUACCGACACGGCGAACUGCUCCAGACCCAUUCCGCAUCUUCGACAGUAUCAUACUAUGAUACGGCUGCAUGGAACAUGGUCCGUGCCACAAAUAUACCUCCAGAAGGUCCUGGACUCGAUGAAAGUCCACAGGUUGCAACCGACUCAAAUCUUCAACAUGACUGGCCGACCUCUGGAGCACCUCCAUGCUAUGUGCCGACGCCUAAUGGAGCUGGAGCCGAGAGACUGGUGCAAGAAGUGAACGGCCAGACAGGCCACUUCCUCAACACAAGUGGUUAUCAUCACUCCAGUGAUACGGGCUCCGAGUUCGCCGUGAAUGGCGACUCCCGCGGCUGGAGAACAGAGCCCACAUGUCCAGGGCCUCUCGCCGAAUUGAUGCCACGUCGACAGUCUCCCAGGUUCGCCGGAGAUGAGUAUACCGCACGAUGGGUCCGAGGGUACGGCACGGAUCGCGCAGGUUGGUGCGGGUUCUGCUCUUCGUGGCAUAAGCUCAAGGAUUCGGCAUACUGGUAUCAUAUGCACUACUCGGCGAAAGAUGAACUGACACAUGCUUCGCGCAGCACGGCAUUUCUUGCGCGACAGGCAAACCUUUUGAAGCCCCGCAAGCUCGCCGAAACGCUGAAGGUGCGGUCGGCUUUGAGGUACUUUGUGGAUGCUGCAGUCAGUGGGUCUAUGUCGGUCGGCUGGAUCGCUGGCAGACACCCUAUUACCGUCAUGCGUACAAAUGCCAGAUGA
This is a messenger RNA of Cercospora beticola, 891 nucleotides long. RefSeq lists its product as uncharacterized. The record is from RefSeq and is a predicted model, not a curated record. NCBI's taxonomy places the organism in Eukaryota, Fungi, Ascomycota, Dothideomycetes, Mycosphaerellales, Mycosphaerellaceae.